UUAAAAGAUUUAUACUUUAUGGUUGAGGUAUGAUUCAAAUUGCUUACACAAUCGAUGUCAGUUGAAGAAAUAUGCAGGAUAAUUAUUCAGUGAGACGGGUUGAAAAGAUUGGGUUUUUGAACAUCCAGUAGAAAAAAUGAGAUUGAUCGGGUGUCGCAGAAAGUGGCUUUUAACCAUAGGGACUGCACUGGUGGGACUUUUAUUUCUACUUACUGGGAAUUUUCAAUCCUGUGAGGAAGAUAUGAUGCAGGGAAUUUGGGAAAAUUCCAUAGAUGUGGGUAACAGACGGUGCUUGGAUAUCUUUUACAAAACUCUAAAUCUGUCUGCUCAACAGUCGAUUUGUUCGCAAAUUAUUAGAGGAGAUCAGACUGCUGUUGAAAAGGCUCUUUUAAAUUCCAUUGAUGUUACACGUCGUAAGACGCCUUUGACUGAAAAUCAUUAUUUGAAUAUGACACGGGACUGUGCUGCAUUUAUAAGGAAGCGCAAGUACCUUAACUUCGCAUUGAGCAGGGAAGAGAAGAAUUUCCCCAUUGCCUAUUCCAUUGUAAUUCAUCAGAACAUCGAGAUGUUUGAAAAACUGCUCCGGACCAUUUAUACUCCGCAAAACGUGUACUGUAUCCACGUAGAUCGGAAAGCAGCAGACAGUUUUCAACUCGCUGUGAGAGCUAUUGCCUCUUGUUUCCCUAAUGUUUUCGUUGCCAGCAAGUUGGAGAAUGUAAUCUACGCGUCUUGGUCGCGGGUCCAAGCUGACCUGAACUGUAUGGAAGAGCUGCUCCAGAACCCAGUCCGCUGGAGAUAUUUCAUUAACCUGUGCGGAAUGGACUUCCCCCUUAAAACCAACGCAGAGAUUGUCAGAAACCUCAUUGUCCUGAAUGGGAAAAACAGCAUGGAAUCCGAAGUGCCCUCAGCAUCCAAACGGGAGCGGUGGCUGUUUCAUCAUGAAGUUAAAAAUCAAAUAAGCAGAACUGAGGAGAAGAAGGCCUCACCUCCAAUAAGUACUCCUAUGUUCACUGGAAAUGCAUACUUUGUGGCUUCAAGGGAAUUUGUGAAUCAUAUACUUGAAUCUCGUGAAAUCCGGAAAUUUCUGAAGUGGGCAGAAGAUACAUAUAGUCCCGAUGAGCAUGUUUGGGCUACUCUGCAGAGGAUUCCUACUGUCCCAGGCUCCAACCCCUACAAUAGCAAGUAUCAUAUGUCAGAUAUGAGAGCCAUUGCCCGCAUGGUGAAGUGGUCCUACAUGGAGGGGGAUAUAACCAAAGGCGCCCCUUAUCCCAAGUGCACAGGAACACAUCGUCGUGCAGUGUGCAUCUACGGUUCUGGUGACCUUCACUGGAUCCUGCAACAACAUCACCUCUUUGCCAACAAAUUUGAUCCUGAAGUAGAUAACACAGCUGUUGAGUGCUUGGAGGAACAUUUGAGAUAUAAAGCAAUUUAUAGAACUGGUUUGAUGUAAAAUUGCAUUUUAGUUCAUUCUAAUUUUCCACUUUUGUUGAUUCUUCAUAAUGUCACAUGAUGCCAUUUAACAUCCUCCAACAACCAGAUGAGGUAGUCCAAAGCUCCUUAAUUAAUUGUAUCAAUACUUGUCAGAAGAUAAUCUUUGAAAUAUUUCAUCCAUCCAGAAUCACUGCACAUUUUGCCUUCUCCCCUCUGCAAUAUCCUGCUUUUUCUCUCAUGAUUCCAAUAUUUUCUCCUCCACUCUACUCAGAGUAUAUUCUAAGUGCUGAUCACUCUCUGCAUUAAUGUAACCUUUUAGUAAUUAAACUUGUAUCUUUAUUCGGUUUUCAAUGACUUUCCACAGUUCACUUUUCAUGUGGAGGAAAAUGGGAGAUUUUGAUCAUAUAAAAGGAAAACCAUGUUCAAAUUUAUUUGCUGAAUACUGGGGUUUGAUGAAAAUGUGAAGGCUAUUCCAUUGUUAUGUCACAGUUAAUCAGGACCUCAAUUCCAUUCAUCCAGCUGUGAUCUGUGAUCUUUGAUCUUUAUUGCCUCUUGAUCUCAACUGAUCAAACACUAAAAAUCGAAACUCUCAACCUUGAAAAUUUUAAUUGUUAUUUCUUAUCUCUGCUUUGUGAAUGAGUCAAUUCACAUUUUCACCAUCUGUUCUGUGAACAAGUGCUUUCUGAUACCAUUCCCCAGCAACCUACCUCUAAUUCAGGAGUAAUUCUGCCUACCUUUGGAUUCCUGUACAAGAAGAAAUAGUUAGGAUAUGUGGUUGGCUUGGACGGGUUCAACCAAUGGGUUUGUUUCCAUGCUGUACAUCUCUAUGACUGUAACCCUCAUCCUCAAACCUUUCAACAAGGUCAAUUAAGCCAAACCUCAACUAUCUGUACUCAAGUCUCAUGGACCAUUUAUUUUAAAACCUCCACACUGCUCAAAGUCCCUUCUAGUUCAUUGUUUCCCAAAUUAGAUUAGAUUACUUACAGUGUGGAAACAGGCCCUUCGGCCCAACAAGUCCACACCGACCCGCCGAAGCGCAACCCACCAAUACCCCUACAUUUACCCCUUACCUAACACUACGGGCAAUUUAGCAUGGCCAAUUCACCUAACCCACACAUCUUUGGACUGUGGGAGGAAACCGGAGCACCCGGAGGAAACCCAUGCAGACACGGGGAGAACGUGCAAACUCCACAAUAACUCCCUGCUUGAAUUCCUCAGACAUCACUUCUACACCUGCUACAGCACCGAAAUAGUUCUUACCAAAGUCAUAUUAAUUUUUGUAAAAUAAUUAUUGAUUGUUUGCUCGCCUUGUCCCUUUCCUCACCCCAGUUCUGUCUUUAACAUGAAUCAACACACCUUUACUUUAGAAAUGAUUUUGUUUUUCAUUCUUAUCUAUCUGAUUAUCCCCAUAAUGCAUCUCAGGGCAUGUUCUAUGAACAGCUACCACCUGUAUCAUUUGUCCAAGAAGAUUUGCAUUCGUGUUAUGGACUCGACCAGACUCUCCCAAAGUAUAUUAUGUAAAUAGCCUAAAUCCUAACUUUUAUUUUUUUUAUAUAACACAAGUGUAAGGUGCUGUGUACAAUUUGUUUGGUCCACCAAUGUAUCAAAACACACUUUAUUCUGAUAACACAGUUAAAAUACAACAAAAAGAAGAACUGGCAUAACUGUAUUGAAAUAUUUAACAAGAUAAACUAUUAUUUAACCACUAACUUUUCCAAUAUAGGCAGCAUCCCAUAAUCACAUCCUUUGGCAAACAUGCAAUUCAGCAAAACAGUUAUGACUCUCAUGAGCUGUCACUCUUCAGACCAAAAGAAUGAAAUACUGAAAGAAACAACCUGCUUCUUUUAACAUUUAAGAGGAAGCAGAGAACUUCAGCUUUUAGCUCCAGCAGCCAGUAGAAACUUUCUCACUAACCGAACACAAAACUUGAAGCCCUCCUGAGUCUGCUUCUUUAUCCGACUUAAAAAACAUUCAGGGAGAAUUUAAAACUGUUUACGAACUGCCUGUCUGAAGGAAACAUUACCACUGUGGCAAUACCCCAUCGCAAGAGAAACAGCACAGAUAGCUCUCUUAAAUGCACAGUAUCAUCAUGCCUUCUCCCCUUAAAAAAACCAUCCACAUUUCAUUUAUAAAGUCUUUCCUGUCACAUUAUUACUACUCAGCAUGACAGAUACCUUGUAUUAGCUCUGAGCAUGAACAAAAUUCAACAAAACAGUUACUUCAGUCCUUUUUUUUCAUCACCAAACAGCUCCGUCUUCCUUCAUCAAUGUGCUGGCAAGUAUGUUCUCUCAUCCUGUCAUGUUUAAUUUUCAAACUGAAUGGUUGUAAUAAUAAACUUUUUCUGAAUA
This is a messenger RNA of Hemiscyllium ocellatum (epaulette shark), 3779 nucleotides long. Its product is annotated as beta-1,3-galactosyl-O-glycosyl-glycoprotein beta-1,6-N-acetylglucosaminyltransferase 3-like. Gene Ontology annotation, cellular component: membrane. NCBI's taxonomy places the organism in Eukaryota, Metazoa, Chordata, Chondrichthyes, Orectolobiformes, Hemiscylliidae. The transcript is spliced from 2 exons. The record is from RefSeq and is a predicted model, not a curated record. Gene Ontology annotation, molecular function: acetylglucosaminyltransferase activity. The coding region runs from base 137 to 1450 and encodes 437 amino acids.